Molecule: messenger RNA, 3152 nt
Organism: Otolemur garnettii (small-eared galago)
Lineage: Eukaryota; Metazoa; Chordata; Mammalia; Primates; Galagidae
Gene: EXOC4
Product: exocyst complex component 4
Exons: 18
Coding region: 53-2980 (975 amino acids)
Biological process (GO): Golgi to plasma membrane transport; exocytosis; chemical synaptic transmission
Cellular component (GO): exocyst; synapse; growth cone membrane
Source: RefSeq, a predicted model, not a curated record
UUUGCGUUCGCUUCGCUGCUUUCGAACCUACCGCCUCUCCCCGCGUGCCAAGAUGGCGGCAGAAGCAGCUGGUGGGAAAUACAGAAGCACAGUCAGCAAAAGCAAAGACCCCUCGGGGCUGCUCAUCUCUGUGAUCAGGACUCUGUCUACCAGUGAUGAUGUCGAAGACCGAGAAAAUGAGAAGGGUCGCCUUGAAGAGGCCUAUGAGAAAUGUGACCGUGACCUGGACGAUUUGAUUGUGCAGCACUACACAGAAUUGACGACGGCCAUUCGCACGUACCAGAGCAUCACGGAGCGAAUCACUAACUCCCGAAAUAAGAUAAAGCAGGUAAAAGAGAACCUGCUUUCAUGCAAGAUGCUAUUGCAUUGCAAACGGGAUGAGCUUCGGAAACUGUGGAUCGAAGGAAUUGAACAUAAGCAUGUCCUGAAUUUGUUGGAUGAAAUUGAGAAUAUCAAGCAAGUACCUCAAAAGCUGGAGCAGUGCAUGGCCAGCAAGCACUAUCUCAGUGCCACCGACAUGCUGGUGUCAGCAGUUGAGUCUUUGGAGGGACCCCUGCUCCAGGUGGAAGGACUGAGUGACCUUAGGCUGGAGCUUCACAGCAAGAAGAUGAACCUUCACUUGGUUCUCAUAGAUGAAUUGCACCGGCACCUGUACAUCAAAUCCACCAGCCGAGUUGUGCAGCGUAACAAGGAAAAAGGGAAAAUGAGUGCCCUUGUGAAAGAUGCGUCUCCUGUUCCUCUGAUUGAUGUCACAAACCUGCCCACUCCCCGGAAAUUCCUUGAUACCUCUCAAUAUUCUCUUGCUGGAAGCUCAAGUACGAGGGAGAUAAAUCUGCAGGAUGUCAAGGAGGAUUUAGAACUGGAUCCAGAGGAGAACAGCACCCUUUUUAUGGGUAUCCUUAUCAAGGGGCUGGCCAAACUGAAGAAGAUCCCGGAGACAGUGAAGGCAAUCAAAGAGCGCUUGGAGCAGGAGCUGAAGCAAAUUGUGAAGCGGUCUACAACCCAGGUGGCAGACAGUGGCUAUCAGAGGGGUGAGAACCUCACCGUGGAGAACCAGCCAAGAUUGCUUCUAGAACUCCUGGAGUUAUUGUUUGACAAGUUUAACGCUGUAGCCACUGCACACUCUGUGGUCCUGGGAUACCUGCAGGACACGGUUGUGACUCCACUCACUCAGCAGGAAGAUAUCAAAUUAUAUGAUAUGGCAGAUGUGUGGAUGAAGAUCCAAGAUGUUCUGCAGAUGCUGUUGACUGAGUACUUGGAUAUGAAAAAUACUCGUACGUCCUCUGAACCAUCAGCUCAACUAAGCUAUGCCAGUACUGGACGAGAGUUUGCAGCCUUUUUUGCCAAGAAGAAACCUCAAAGGCCAAAAAACUCUCUUUUCAAGUUUGAGUCAUCCUCUCACGCCAUCAGCAUGAGCGCCUAUCUGCGGGAACAGAGAAGGGAGCUGUAUAGUCGAAGUGGAGAACUGCAAGGGGGUCCUGAUGACAACUUAAUUGAAGGUGGAGGAACAAAAUUUGUCUGCAAACCUGGAGCCAGGAACAUCACUGUCAUAUUCCAUCCAUUACUAAGAUUUAUUCAGGAGAUUGAGCAUGCCCUAGGACUUGGCCCAGCCAAACAGUGUCCUCUUCGAGAGUUUCUGACCAUGUACAUCAAAAACAUCUUCCUCAGUCAGGUCUUGGCUGAGAUUAACAAGGAGAUUGAAGGAGUCACUAAAGCAUCUGACCCCUUGAAGAUUCUGGCUAACGCAGACACCAUGAAGGUGCUGGGGGUGCAGCGGCCUCUCUUACAGAGUACGGUCAUCGUGGAGAAGACAGCGCAAGACCUCCUGAACCUGAUGCGAGACCUGAGCGCGUACUCGGACCAGUUCCUCAGCAUGGUGUGCGUGAAGCUGGAGGAGUACAAGGACACCUGCGCCGCGGCCUACAGGGGUAUCGUCCAGUCAGAAGAAAAACUUGUCAUCAGUGCUUCUUGGGCCAAAGAUGAUGACAUCAGCAGACUCUUGAAAUCACUGCCAAACUGGAUUAACAUGGCUCAACCCAAACAGCUGAGGCCAAAGAGAGAGGAAGAGGAAGAUUUCAUAAGGGCAGCCUUUGGCAAGGAGUCUGAAGUUCUUAUUGGGAACCUGGGUGAUAAGUUAAUCCCUUCACAAGACAUCCUCUGUGACGUCAGUUACCUCAAAGCUUUGGCCAACAUGCAUGAAAGCCUGGAAUGGUUGGCAGCUCGAACAAAGUCUGCUUUCUCCAAUCUUUCCACAUCGCAGAUGCUUUCUCCUGCUCAAGAUGGCCACGUGAACAUGGAUCUUCCCCCAGUGUCAGAGCAGAUCAUGCAGACCCUGGGAGAACUUGCCAAAUCGUUCCAGGACAUGGCUGACCGCUGCUUGCUGGUCUUACAUCUGGAAGUGAGGGUUCACUGUUUCCACUAUCUCAUCCCUCUUGCCAAGGAGGGAAACUAUGCCAUUGUUGCUAAUGUGGAAAGUAUGGAUUAUGACCCUCUCGUGGUUAAGCUUAACAAAGAUAUCAGCGCCAUUGAAGAAGCCAUGAGCGCCAGCCUUCAGCAGCACAAGUUCCAAUAUAUUUUCGAAGGCCUGGGCCACUUGAUCUCCUGCAUCCUCAUCAACGGUGCCCAGUACUUCAGGCGCAUCAGUGAGUCCGGCAUCAAGAAAAUGUGUAGGAACAUUUUUGUUCUUCAGCAGAAUUUGACCAACAUCACCAUGUCGCGGGAGGCGGACUUGGACUUUGCAAGGCAGUAUUACGAGAUGUUGUACAACACAGCUGACGAGCUCUUGAACCUGGUGGUGGACCAGGGCGUGAAGUACACGGAGCUGGAGUACAUCCACGCACUGACCCUGCUGCACCGCAGCCAGACCGGGGUGGGAGACCAGACCACCCAGAACAUGCGGCUGCAGCGGCUCAAGGAGAUCAUCUGUGAGCAGGCUGCCAUCAAGCAAGCCACCAAGGACAAGAAAAUAACCACCGUUUAACUGGGCGUGCUGCAGUGGGGGGCAAGGGUCAUUUUCCUUUCCUAAGCCAUGCAUUUUCCUUUGGUAUGUUAUUUGCCAUAGUCUGAGCUGACUUCGUUUCCUCAUCACUAAUGCUUUAGUGGAGAGAAGGUACCUGGGUCAUUACAAAAGUUUUGAGAUACACAAAAAUCAA